This is a messenger RNA of Schistocerca serialis cubense, 522 nucleotides long. The record is from the annotation of a RefSeq genome assembly. Lineage: Eukaryota; Metazoa; Arthropoda; Insecta; Orthoptera; Acrididae.
AUGAUUAAAAUAAUAAUUAUAUCACUAUCAAACGUAAUAAAUAUUAAUUUUAUUAAAUUAAGACACCCAAUAUCAAUAAUGCUUUUCAUUAUCCUACAAACUUUUUUAGUUGGACUAAUAACAGGGACAAUAAUGGAAAGAUAUUGGUUAUCAUAUAUUUUAUUUUUAACAUUUCUUGGUGGUAUAUUAGUUCUAUUUAUUUAUAUUACGAGAAUUGCAUCAAACGAAAUAUUUCAACCUAAAUCAAUUACAAUAAUUAUUACCUUAACAAUAUGAAUAUUUAUCAUAUCAACAUUAAUUAUUUUAGAUAUAACAAUAUUUAUAGACUUUUUUAAAAAUACUGAAACUAUAAAUAUUGAUAAUCCAAUCAAUUAUCAAGAAAUAACAAUAUCUUUAGAAAAACUAUAUAAUAGACCAACAUUCAUUAUUACAAUAAUAAUAAUAAUUUAUUUAUUUUUAGCACUAUUAGCAGUUGUUAAAAUCACCAACAUUAACCAGGGGCCUAUUCGUAAAAUAAGAUAA